This is a messenger RNA of Pelobates cultripes (western spadefoot toad), 1089 nucleotides long. The record is from the annotation of a GenBank genome assembly. Lineage: Eukaryota; Metazoa; Chordata; Amphibia; Anura; Pelobatidae.
AUGAUCCGCUCAACUAUACCCUAUCUUCAGGUUGAUGAGCGUCCCAUCGGGCCCUACUCGGGUUUCCUUGAUGGGGCUGAACUUCAGCUGGGUGGUACGUACUAUCCAGCCAUUCGGUCUACUCCACUCUCGCCCUAUAUGGACAGCAGUCCCAAGGGUAGACUCCGAAAUCCGGACCCUGUUGCUCAUUUUCUUCUACACCAUCCUUCUAGUUCAAAUGUUGUACACACUGCCAUAAACCCCGGAUUAUAUAUACUACUGUUUCAUUUGCCAACGCUGCUGCACCCCCUGCGGAAUGACUGGCCACUUCUGGUCCACCUGUAUACACUUCGAUUCAAAUUCGACCCUUGGUGUUCCACCAAGCGGCUAAAACCAGUAAUGGCUCAUCUUCAGGUGUAAAUACCCCCAUUACUUCAUGAAUCCGGAUUGCUAUCACUCGUCUAUGAUGAUGCCUUCGGACGCAAAUCUUAACCUCUAUUUACGCCCCCUUGUUCGCAUCUCAAGGCUUCACAGUCUACCUAGGAACUCGAUCCUCACCUCGCCCUUCGAGUGGGGUUCUUUGAUUGAGGCACCCUUAAGUGUUCUUUGUCUACCACAGUCCUAAGUUCCUCAAUCCGCUUUGAAUACUGGAGACAUCUAGAGCACGACCGGGUGCCCCUCCGCACACUUGCCCGCGUGGUAGAUUUUUACUCGGAUGAAGACCAUUCACCGCUUAGAUCAAAGGGAAUGGAUGGAUUCCAUUCAGUCCUGUCCCAAGCUUUAUCAUGGGCUCAGAUGCGCAUCUUGAGGUUGGAGAAUUGCGGGCACAACCCUUGGAUGAUGAGAGAAGCCACCUAUUACAUCAAGAUUCGAAUAUGGAUGGCAGUUUAUUACGCAAGCCCAAGCCGCCGGUGCCCUUCAAACUAUAACGUCUGGCUGUGUAUGGAUUAUGUGUCAAUAUUACUCUACAUGGACCGUUUUGAUGGAACUGGGCCAUGGUAUCUCAAGCACAGCGACUCUAACGACGGAUUGAGUUUUGUCCACACUUUGAGGAUCAUCAACGACUGGCAUCUUCUUCGACCAAUCUACAGCCAUAUCUUGCAGUUGUAA